AUGAAGACUAGAUCUUGUGGCAGAAAUGGCCAACAACGGCACAGCUACCGCUUACCGCCACCAGAGGGCCGAAGGGCCAGCGACAGUUCUUGCCAUUGGCAAAGCUACUCCCCCAGGGAUUAUCCUCAAAGCGAAUAUCCGGACUUCUUCUUCAAUAUCACCAACACCAAUGACAAGACUCAUCUCAAAGCCAAAUUCGCCCGGAUAUGCAAUAAUUCAAGAAUCAACACGAGGUACUUCCAUUGCACCGAAGACGUUAUGAAGGCCAAUCCUUCAAUGUGCACGUACCUGGAACCUUCAUUCGAUGUUCGAGUGAAGGUUCCAGGGUGCAAAUGCAAGAAUUCACAGGGUGUGAGAGAAUUCACAGGAUGGACCACCGAAUUCCAGGGUGCAAGUGCAAGUAUUUAUUUGCACUUGCAUGAAGGAAUUGUUUGA
Molecule: messenger RNA, 435 nt
Organism: Marchantia polymorpha subsp. ruderalis
Lineage: Eukaryota; Viridiplantae; Streptophyta; Marchantiopsida; Marchantiales; Marchantiaceae
Source: the annotation of a GenBank genome assembly